Messenger RNA from Columba livia (rock pigeon), 1220 nucleotides. RefSeq lists its product as uncharacterized. Bases 23 to 889 code for a protein of 288 amino acids. The transcript is spliced from 6 exons. Gene Ontology annotation, molecular function: RNA binding. The record is from RefSeq and is a predicted model, not a curated record. Lineage: Eukaryota; Metazoa; Chordata; Aves; Columbiformes; Columbidae.
GGACUAGAGCCUGAGGCUGCCCAUGGGGCUGGGGGUUGUCGGUGGGGCUGGCUGUGGGUGUCAGUGGGGCUGGCCGUGGGGCUGUGGGUGUCAGUGGGGCUGGCCGUGGGGCUGUGGGUGUCAGUGGGGCUGGCUGUGGGGUGCCGGGGCGCUGUGGGUGUCAGUGGGGCUGGCCGUGGGGCUGUGGGUGUCAGUGGGGCUGGCCGUGGGGCUGGGGGUGCCGGGGGCUGUGCAGGCAGCGGGACUCGGCUCCUCUCCCCAGCGCUACGCCGAGGCCGCCAGCGCCUUCGAGGAGCUGCUGCGCCGGGACGGGGCCAACGCGGAGGCGGUUGCCCAGCUGUUGGCCUGCCGGGCCCUCCUGCCGCAGAACGGCCCCCAUGGCUGGAGCAGCCCGGGGGGGGUCCCCGUGUCCCCGCCCCUGCUGGAGGCUGGAGAGCCGUCCCCGCUGCCUCCCUCCGGGGAACGCGCGAGCAGGAGCUGCCAGGACAAGGACACGAGUGGCCUCGGGAGCUACAGGAGCCAGGGCCGAGCUGUGACCCCCCAGCCACUGCCCCCCCAGCCACUGCCCGCCACCCACCCUGCCAGGGACUGCUAUCCCCUCUGGGUGGGGAAUGUCACUGCCAGGAUCGGUGAGAAGGUUCUGCAGGGCUCCUUCUGCCGGUUUGGGGAGAUCCGGUCCCUGCGGCUGCUGCCGGAGCGGCGCUGCGCUUUCAUCAACUACACGCACAAGGAGGCAGCAGAAGCGGCGUAUGCAGCCAUGCAGGACGCGGAGCUGGAGGGCAGCCGGCUGGUGCUGCAGCUCAAGCACCCCUCCCACGCCACCCCGGCCCCCCGCCGGCACCCUGAGCCCUGUGGCAAGGUGGGUGCCCCCCCCGGGGGGCUCCUGUAGCCAGCGGGACUUGGAGCUCCCCCCAACACCGCGGCUCCCGGGGCCGAGCCAGCGCCUGCCUGUGCCUUUCCCUCUGUGGGCAGCGGGACCUGCCCCCCCAGGACCUGCCCCCCCAGGACCUGCCCCCCCACUGCCUCUAGUGCCUGUGCCUUGCGGGGCUGCCCUGGGGGCUAUGCUGGGCUCACCUGCGUGGGGCCACAAGGGUCCCAUGGGGCUGGGGUUGUCUGUGAUUCCCUGGAACUCUUCCUACCACUGCUGGGGGGGCUGUGCCCCUCGGCCCCUUCGUGGGUUUGUACCUCAUUUGGGGUUUUAAUAAAACUGAGAGCCAGUG